ACCGAAAAAUAAUACCUAAGAUAAGACUUUGUAGUAAAGGUGAAUAAUAUGGCAAGCAAGGAAGUCAGCUUUCAUCAAAUGUGCAUGUGAAUUUGACUUAAUUCACUUCCCUUUUUCAUGUAAGAAGCUAUAAAUAUGUGUUCUUAGCAAGUUUUCUUUGCAAAUCAUACAUUCCAUUUCUGGGAACAAAAUCAGAUUAUUACACAACAGGGGAGUUGUGCAAUCUAAAGUUUGUCUGAAGAUGGAACAUCAAUUCAAGCAAACCAGAAAACAGAACUGGUUCCAGAAGCAGUUUUCAAGUCGAAACGGUGAAGAUAAUCGUCCGAAACCAGGCGCACAUGAAGCCGCCAUUGCGGCGGCUGCAUUUGCUAUUCAAUCAGUCGAAGAGGCUAAAGCAGCGAAGCUCAAGAGAGGGAGCUUCAAGAAAGAAAAUAGCAGGAAUGGUGUGCUUCAUUCUAAUAGAAUAACCACUCAAUUCUCCCUCAAGAAAACUAAAAGUGCAGUGGAAAAUUCCAAGGAUAAGCCAAUGAAACAUAAAUGUAAGGAAGUAGAAAGAGUACAUUCAUAUUCCAAACCAAGCUCUCAAUCUGCUACAAUUCCAAUAGCACCAGGAGAUGAAUGGUAUGACAAGCUGAAAUCAGUUGUUUGCGGAGGUGACAAGUUGCCCAAAACCUACGGUUAAAACUUAUUAAAACACUGGAGCUGAGAAGGGCAAGAAAUGUACAAGAUUUACAAAGAAAACAGGACAGUAUUUUAGAUUCAUCACUAUGUGUGAAAAUAUAUUAAGAGAUUGUUAGAAAAUAUGAACAUCACAUAUAUUAUAUACUUAGUUAUAUGUUAUUAUUAUUUAAUAUCAUAAUAGGUUAACUUAAAUUAAAA
Gossypium arboreum is the source of this 879-nucleotide messenger RNA. RefSeq lists its product as uncharacterized. The transcript has 5 exons. The coding region runs from base 242 to 682 and encodes 146 amino acids. The record is from RefSeq and is a predicted model, not a curated record. NCBI's taxonomy places the organism in Eukaryota, Viridiplantae, Streptophyta, Magnoliopsida, Malvales, Malvaceae.